This is a messenger RNA of Hippopotamus amphibius kiboko, 666 nucleotides long. RefSeq names its product histone H2A.N (gene H2BN1). Gene Ontology annotation, molecular function: actin filament binding; protein heterodimerization activity. Gene Ontology annotation, biological process: actin filament organization. Lineage: Eukaryota; Metazoa; Chordata; Mammalia; Artiodactyla; Hippopotamidae. The record is from RefSeq and is a predicted model, not a curated record. Gene Ontology annotation, cellular component: adherens junction; apical plasma membrane; cortical actin cytoskeleton.
AUGAGGACCACAGAGAACUUCGAUGAGACCAGUGCCACACUAAACCUUAACAGGACCCCCGGGGGAAGGUACAUUUACCUGGAAGCAUUCCUGCAGGGAGGAGCUCCCUGGGGUUUUACUCUGAAAGGUGGCCUGGAGCAUGGAGAACCAUUAAUCAUCUCUAAGCAUGUGUACUUCAUAUGCUUACAUGGCUUCCCUAGGAAGAAGACUAAAAUGUAUAUCCUAGCCAAAAAGAAGUAUGAGUGUACUAGCUCAGCCCGUGGGAAGAAGAGAAGAGAAAAGGAGGCUUAUUUUAGUUACAUAGGGGAAAUCGUAAAGCAAACCCACCACUUCAGUGGAUGCUCCUGGGUCUCGGAUGCUCUGGGCUCUCUGGAGGAUUGGUGACUGGAACAGAUUAGCCUGGGGGCAACUAAACUGUCCUUUGACAACCACAGAAAAGCUGUCACUGACAGAGAGCUCCUUGAAGCAGUUAAGCAGAGAUCCUCUCGGAAGAGCUUUUGGAUAAAUGAAGUGUUUCUGAAUGGCCCUGUUAUUGGAAAUGACUGCACUUGUCCAAAAAAGUUGGAUGCAUCAGCGGGCUGGGUUGGAGACAAGGUAACUAAGAAGUACCGGCUACAACAGGAGUCUUGGUGCUACAUACCUGGUCUCUGGGUCGUAUGUUUUUAG